UGCGUGAUGAGUUCGUUCAUAGCGAGAAGACGUGCUGAGAGGAUUGUGACUAAAUAUUUGGUGAUGCCUUAAUUCUAUUGGUUGUCUUAACCGACAUGGCUUUUCUUCCGGUCUGUCUGUGUUUAUCUCUGCUCUAUAUUCUUAAUGGUUGUUCAGCAUUGAACAGUAAAGAUAUUUAUAAUUUUGAUGAGUCAUUAACUAAUGAGCAAUUACAGAUACAAAAUGUUGUAUCAGAAACGAGAUCACAGCGAAGCGCAGAGCAAGCGGUUAUUACUACCAAUGAAACUAUAGUGGAUGAUCAUAAUUAUUACACAUCACGUUACAUUACUCAAUCAGAAGAAGCUAUGUCCUACUGGGUAGACUUUGAUCUCUUAAACCAACCAAUCACACCGCAGCAACUAGCAACAAAUCAUAGACAGGCUGUGCCUGCCCAACUAACUUUCAACUUCCCAUUUUAUGGACAUCAUGUUAAAAAUGUUCUAAUCACAACAGGAGGGUUUGUAUAUAUGGGUGACUAUUAUCACAAAUACUUGGCAGCAACGCAGUACAUUGCUCCGUUGAUGGCGAACUUUGACCCUAGUAUCCAUGAAAACUCAACAAUAAGAUAUGGUGAUAAUGGUACGAGAUUUACGGUUGAGUGGAAUCAGGUGCAUCUCAAGGAGAGGCCUACAGUUGGAAAUUUCACAUUUCAAGUGUCAUUAUUGAGUGAUGGAAGAAUCAUCUUUGUUUAUAGGAAGCUUGCUGUUUCAGGUUCUGAAAUACCUUCAAAAAGCCAUCCUGUAAGGAUUGGCAUUACAGAUGCCUACUACAACGACACCACGAUUAAUUCAUUUUUGAAGAAGCGAACUAUCUAUGAAUACCACAGAGUUGACCUCAACUUACAACAGUUACAGGAGGGAACUGCGUUUCAUUUGACGCCGAAGAUAACAUGCAACAUGUUUACAACUUGCGAGGAAUGUACGCAGUCGUAUAUAAACUUUACCUGUACGUGGUGUGAGGUGGUAGGGCGAUGUUCUAAUGGUUUUGACCGUUACCGUCAAGAAUGGUACGAUAAUGGAUGUUCUAAAAAUUCAAACUUUAUCAACCUCUUGCACCAGUGUCCCUCCUCAAGAGUAAUGUCAACUCCAAAGUUCAUCAAACCGACCCUUAAAACAAUUUUGAGCUGCAAUAACAAUCUAUGUGCAGCUAACGCCAAAUGCCGUCAGCUUGCUAACGAUAUCAAGUGCAUAUGUCCCACAGGAUAUGCUGGAAAAUACUGUAAAAAAUUCACUGGUUCAGGUAAUGAGGGCGAUACACCCCAGUCUAAAAAACAAGGCACAAGGAACCAGGAAAACCACCGUACUGUAGGGAUCUGGGCGUUGGUGUUCAUUGCCUUCACAGUAAUCUUUGCUUUCUCUGUGUGGAUUGUGUAUGCCUACCGACACCCCACCUCCAAGUCUGGCAUCAUGUUGAUAGAGAUUAGGCAUUUGAAGUGUAAGAAGCGAGAACCAUCAAUCGGAGUAAAAUAUCAUCAUCCAGACGAGGAGAUCGGUGAAAUUUAAAAAUGUAUAAAGAAACCAAUAACCAAUAAGUUUUUUGUUAAUAGUUUGGCUACGCUGGUUUUGUAAAAAAAAAAAACAACUUUUUUUAUUGGCUGAAAAAACAAUAUACACUGGUUUUCAAUAUCUGUUUUUAACCUGAUUGUAUCAAAAUGGAUAUUAAAUUUUAUUAGAUCAAGGGCCUGUUAUGAGUUAGUGUGAGUUCCCUGUCGGUUAUCAGGGUAAAAAUCAAUUGAAUGUUAAAUAAAAUAGUAGCUUAUAUAUUUUACUCUCAUAGAAUGGGGUUAGAGUAUUAUGAGAUUUAUAUAGUGUAAAUUCCUAAAUUUGUUGCUCUUUAGAAUACUUUUAUUGAGGAAGAUUUAAAUAAAUUAUUACCGUAUUUAAUCGAAUAAAUGCCCCAGGGCGUUUAAGGUUGAGAACGAUUUUUGAGGGAGCUCUUUAAUCGAGAGAAGCCUUUAUUUUUUUUUAGUGUAAAAUGGAUAUGUAUAUGCUCGAAUAAACGCCCCUUAAUUCAACUGUUAAUGUGGAACUACAGCACCCAGUUACUGUGAAAAUGACUUACUGUUUCAAACAGGUUAGAAAAUAUAUAAUUUUACUGGAGUAGAACAUUAAUAGAAUGUGUUGAGUACGAUUUUUGCUUCCAUUAUAUUUGUUGACAGUCAUUUAGGAGGCAUUUAUUCGAGGAAGAAAAGUAAAUGCCCUGGGUGUUUAUUCGAGGAAGCAUUUAUUCCAAAUGAGGCACUGAGGUGGGGGUGGGGAGGGGGAAUUUAUUUGAAUUAAUACGCUAUUUAGAUUUUCACGUUAUGGAAUGCUUGAGAUUAAAUUGAGUAAUUUUGCCUCAUAUGCAGCAGGUGCGUUUCGUACUGCGAGCUGUUCACACGUUUUAUCCAGUCUCUUUGCAAUAGAAAUUGUAUUUUCCAUGUGCCUUGUAUAUUGUCAGUUAAUAGGCAGAGCAAAUAAAGGUUAAUCAGGAUAUAAAUGAAUGUGUGGAGGUGAGGAUGCACUUGGUGUGUGUGUGAGGGAUGGGGAGUGUUUGUGUGUGUGAGGUGUGGAUGUGUUUGUGUGUGGAAGGGGUGAGGUGAGGAUGGAGAUUCACUUAUGUAAGUGUGUGCUGAGGUAUCAAUGAGGGUGUAUUUGUAUGUAUAAGGCUAAGGAUGCAUUUAUGUAUGUAUGUUGGGAUAAUGAUGCAUGGAUGGGGAUGCACAUAUGUUUUAAAGGCCUGAGAAUGCACCCUGCAUGCAUGUGGGGGUCGGGUGAACAUGCACUUUUCUGUGUAUGUGGAGGGGUUUGUACUCUGUGGAUUUGUGGGGUUGGGCAUUCACUUUUCUGUGUAUGUGUGUAAGGGUUUGUAUACACAUGUAGAUUCAUGUGUAGUGUGUUUAAUGCAAUUAUAUCUGAUCAGAUGGAAAUGUGUAAUUGGACAUGUCUGAUGGAUGGUGAUUCUAGAUGAAUACUUGUAUAUAUAUACAUAUAUAUAUAUUGUUUGAGAAAUAUUUUUUUCUUGUUUUAUAGUAUAUGCUGCUGUUCAGGUUUGUAAAACUGGUUCAAUUUUUUAAAUUACAUCUUCAUUUUGUAUCCACACUUUUACUAGUUUCAGUGAAUAAUCAAUUAUAAAUAGAAGUUGUACUUAUCAACUUAACAAGUCUUGCCUAACAUUUUGUUUGUCUUUCUAGAGCUGAAUAUGAACAAAAAAUUGUUUAAAUUACACUUAUUCUUUGCAGUUAUAGACAGAUGUUUACUAUGUUUUUCUACUUGAUUCUGAGUGCAUAAAAUAUUAGAAGUGUUUGUGAAUUUAUACACAUUUCUUUGGAAUUCCUCUCUGGUGAAAUGUUAAUGGAAUGCCACAUCACAUCAAUCGGAUGUCAUAAUAGAAAGCAAUAAACAGAUUUGUGUCAGUCAAGCAUGUUAAAGAGAAAUAUAGACGAGUACAUACACUGUUGUAAAAAAAAAAAAAAAAACCGCUUGAAAAUUAAGUUAAAACAUUUAGUUGGUUAACAUUUCAGUCUGUGUGAUCUUCAAACUACUGAACUACUGAACUACUACUACUUAAGUUUAAUAUUAGAAUUAAUUAAAAUUUUAAUAAGUUUAUUUCUAAGUGCUUAUUAAUAUUGAUUUAUUACAUAUUAAUAUGUAAUUAAUAUUAAUUACAUAUUCCUUUUUUUACAGUCCUAACUUUAAUUCCAUUGAACUAAUUACAAUUUUUAUAGAUUAUUUUAUCGUAAUUUUACUGCAUAUUUAUUUUUUUUUUAAACAACUAGACUGUACAAAAUUAAUUUUUGCAAUUGGACACGCACUUUUAAGAGACUGGUAAUUUAUGCAAAUUUAUUCAAGCUCACCAAUUAGCAAAAUAGUUGGAAAUUAGGCAGUGGCUAUUAUUACGUCAGUUUUAAAAGAAUUCCUAACUGGUUAAAUUGUUGCACGCACUUCUAAGAGAUUGAUAAUUUAUGCAAAUUUUUUCAAGCUCACCAAUUAGCAAAAUAGUUGAAAAUUAGGUAGUGGCUAUUAUUACGAAUAAUACAGAUUAAAUUGUUAUUGUAUCAUAUUUGAUUAAGACAUCAUCAUCAUCAUUAAAUCAGAAUAAAGAAUUCGUAUUCACUGGUACAGUAUAACAAUAGCCACUGAGUUUAAAAUAUUAAUAAGGAAUUUGAUAUUAUGUAAUUUGUGGUUUAAGGGAAUAAAGUGCUCAGUAAAUGAAAGUGUGAUGCAAGAUCAAAGAAUCAUUUUGAAGAAUGCAUGCAUUUGAAGUUUGAAGGUUUAAAUUGAGGUGUUAAGUAUUAUUAUUCGAAGUCUAAGCACAUGUUCAAGUAACAAUUUUAACAUUUGCAACAAAGCAAUAAAAAACUAAUGCACCUUCCAGCUAAGCUGGAUAUUGUUGCUAAGGACCCGCUAAACGACAGGAAUUAAAAUCAAAAUACGCAAACACGCAUGCGUUUGGGACAACACGUGUGCUUGCUAGACACGCGCGUAUUGCUGGCCCUGUUCUGAUUGGUUGGUUGUUAAGUUUUACACUCCGCCGUGGCCGGGAAGGUUCAUUAACGCAUCUGUCGGUUUUCAGGAUAAGAUGAAGCUUUAACGUUAAAUAUUCGUAAUGUAAAUGGCAAUUUAUUGUGUGUGUAUGUUGAUAAGAUAAUGUCAUUGUUCUUAAUUGUCUUCCUCAUGUUUCUGAUAAUAAACCAGCUUAAAAUCAA
Molecule: messenger RNA, 4726 nt
Organism: Anneissia japonica
Lineage: Eukaryota; Metazoa; Echinodermata; Crinoidea; Comatulida; Comatulidae
Product: plexin domain-containing protein 2-like
Exons: 15
Coding region: 96-1541 (481 amino acids)
Source: RefSeq, a predicted model, not a curated record